AUAGAUACUGAUUAUCGAAAGAGCCGAAAGAAAUCAGAAGGUUUUAGCUAGGGUUUAUCAGCUAGCUGAGACGAGAGAAAAAUACACAAGUUUCAUCGUCUGUGAAUCAAAGAAGAAUCGAAGAAAGAGAAAAUGGAUUCAUUUGGAUCGUCGUCGACAAGUGGAUCAUCUUCUUCGCAGCCUAAUCCAGAAGCAAUCAUGCAUCAACUCAAAAAUCAACUCGCUCAAGCUUACGCUGAAGAAUUCCUCGAGACUGUGCGAGGGAAGUGUUUCGAGAAGUGCAUAACAAAACCAGGUUCAAGUCUAAGUGGAAGUGAGCAGAGCUGUAUAUCAAGGUGUGUGGAACGGUACAUUGAGGCUACUGGUAUCGUUAGCAAGGCUCUCUUUAGCCAACAACGAUAGUCUUGAAUGAUGUUGAGCAAAGAAAAAACUCCCAUGGAUUGUAUACAUCACUAUCUGGAUAUGGCACUUUUGUGGUCAUUGAUCGACAAAGAGUUAGAUUUCAGUUAAAAUUUAUAGUUGUUAAUUUGAUGAUCGUCACAUAACCAUGCAAUUUGCCAUGAUUGAAUAACUUUGCUUUUACUUUUCUUUUUUCAUGAUAUGUACUGAAACUUUGAGCAAGAACUUUGUGAUUAUUACAUCAGAUGAGCAUGCUGAUUCUGUUGGAUGUUUUCCUGCAAUAUGAAAGAAUUCCAAGUUAUGAUA
Molecule: messenger RNA, 705 nt
Organism: Beta vulgaris subsp. vulgaris (sugar beet)
Lineage: Eukaryota; Viridiplantae; Streptophyta; Magnoliopsida; Caryophyllales; Amaranthaceae
Product: mitochondrial import inner membrane translocase subunit Tim13
Exons: 2
Coding region: 133-402 (89 amino acids)
Source: RefSeq, a predicted model, not a curated record